AUGUUCUCGCUGUCACCCCUGAACACCAGCAGCAGCAGCAGCAGCAGCAGCAGCAGCAGCAGCAGCAGUAGCAGCAGCAGCAGCAGUAGCGGGGAGCAGCAGGGGGAGCAGGAGGAGGGGGAGCAACAGCAGGAGCAGCAGGAGCAGCAGCACAAGCAGCAGCAGCAGCAGGAGGAGGGGGAGCAGCAGCAGCAGCAGGAGGGGGAGCAGCAGCAGCAGGAGGGGGAGCAGCAGGAGCAGCAGCAGCAGCAGGGGCAGCAGCAGCAGCAGCGGCGGGUGGCAGCAGCAGAAGCAGAAAAAGAAGCAGAAAAAUAA
Eimeria mitis is the source of this 315-nucleotide messenger RNA. RefSeq lists its product as uncharacterized. The transcript is spliced from 2 exons. Bases 1 to 315 code for a protein of 104 amino acids. Lineage: Eukaryota; Apicomplexa; Conoidasida; Eucoccidiorida; Eimeriidae. The record is from RefSeq and is a predicted model, not a curated record.